AUGGCAAUGUGUAUCUUCAGUGAGGAUCCUUUACUGAUCCGGAAAUCACAUCCUCAGGAAGAUCUGGAUCUCGAUGCCCUCGCGAGAGAAGCAGUGGCCAGCUCAUCGAGCCAGAUACAGAUUUCGAGUUCAAAGGCCCCCAUCGCCGUGCUCGUCAAGUCUCCUUGCCUUGCUAUCCGGUAUCCUACGCGUGUCAAUCAGAUCCGCAGAUUUCAGCUGAAAUUCACUUCUGAUGCCGAUUACCGCAAGGCUGUCUCGAUUUUGAGCGAAGUCGGAUGUCCUAUAACCGAAUCGACCGCUGGUAGCUUUCCACCAUCGACUGCAUUCCUCACAAGACCAAACACAGCAAGUUGGCCUCAUAGCACAGCGUCUCCUGUGUUGGGAAUGCCUUCAUCCCAGGCCGGAAGCCACAGUAUACGAGCAGUUCCAGCUACAGUGCCAGAGACGCGUCCAUCUACCAUCGGAUCUUCUUCGGCUCUAGGUACAACUCAACCGUCGAGGAACACACAAGUUAUGAAUAAAAACGCACGUUCGGAAUAUGAAAACUCCUCUGAACGGCCGUCGACGGCCCCAAUCUUCCUUGAUGCAGGGUCGUUAAUCGAGCAGCUUCCUCCAAAGAGAGAGCUACCGUUUGCAAAGCCUCAGCGUAGACAGCAACGCUACAUUCCGCCCAAACAGACAAUGGGCAUUACUGCUAACUCUAUAGAUCUACGCUUGAAUCCUCAGACCCACGGCGGCGAGACGCCUCCUCCAGAGUCGAGUAUCCAGGCUUCAAUGACGCGUCUCGAUUCGGAAGGAAUACAGUCCCCUGUCGCUAGGAGUGCGAUGGAUAGUAUAGCCAAAAGUGACGUUUUUUCAACGGGCACAUCGACCUCAUUCACGCCGUCAAGUAUAUCCACUCUGGGGGCCGCACUGGAAAUCGCGUCUGACGCGGCACCGGUCAAAGCCGCGCAGUCUAUCCUUGCAGAAAGCCGUACAAGCACUGAACUUGCUGACAAAGAUGGAAAUAUAAUAGAUGGUCGCCCUAACCCUGCUCGUAGCGCUGUGCAGCUUCUACCCCAAACUAGCAAUUUAAGCUACAGUGCGUCAUCAAACCCGCCCCAAAUCCCAAGCCAACAAAGCCACAUCGACAGUCAACCAAACAUAUCCACUGUUCCUGUAACCAGCAACCUACUCACUACAACAGACCUAUCAUCUUACCUUUCAACGCCGACAACAGAGCGGUCUGCACUUGUAGAGUCUUGGGUAUGUCAGCAGCUAGAGAGUGACGGAUUUCUGGCUCUGUGUCAGGACGUGGAAUGUGUAUGGAAGCGGAUCGCGUUUGGCCUCUAA
Coccidioides posadasii C735 delta SOWgp is the source of this 1332-nucleotide messenger RNA. Lineage: Eukaryota; Fungi; Ascomycota; Eurotiomycetes; Onygenales; Onygenaceae. The record is from RefSeq and is a predicted model, not a curated record.